AUGUCUGAAAACAACAAUUUUGUCCAAACGCUUGAAAAACGCGAAGACUACUACGGUGACCUGGAUUUGAAGAGCAUCAGGAAGAGUGAAUUGCUAGCUGGUCUGGCAAGCAGUGAUGGUGGUAGGAACAAGGACAAAGGUAACACCAAUGCCAACGCCAACAUUCCCAAGAAGCCUAGGCCAGCACCUGCGUCAAGGAACGCCCCAGAACCUCAGGGCAACAACUGAGUAGUGUCUAAGAUUAGUUAGUUUUGAUCAUUUGGACUUUCAAAUUUUCGUGAUUGAAAUGUACUAGUUUCGUCGCUGCCCCUUGGACCGAAAUAGAGUUCAAGAAUAAAAUAGCUGGCGUCUAGGAUCAAUGUUGGACCUUGAUUAUGGCAGAAAUGUUGAAUAGUACGAAUUAUUUUCUUGAUGCAGUCGAGCACAAAAAGCUGAAUACAAUUUUGUAUUUUACGAUGUUGUGUUUUAAGGUAGAAGUGGUGAUUAAAAAAAGAAUGGUGCAACUCUCAAGAAUAUGACAAAUAUUACAAUGUUGCAUCAGUUCCUCCUUUAUUUCUUCAAACUGGAGAGUAGCGUCAUGGCGAGAAGACAACCACUUGUAUCAAAUCAUUAUUACAAGAUUUUUGACUGUUGCCUGUUAUUUGACAAUGCUCAUUCAUUCCUCUGACUCACUGAGAGUAGUUUGGCUUAGAACUUUUGUAACUGAAAAAUAUAAAAUAGCUGUUCAAGUAACAAUCAAAUUAAACUUUCAAAAAUGUCAACACUAAAUUCACAGCAUUGAAAAUAAUGCAUGCAAUUCAUAGACCAAUCCAAUUCUUCAUCAUGUCUUUAGAAACAUGUUAUCUGGUAAAUGAAAAAUACUUCAUGUAAUAUUUGGAGCGGUUUGGAUACAUUUUUGUAAUACCAAUCCAACACUUAUAAACCGAUAACAAACAGGAAAAGCUGAAUCACUGGUGUACUUAUGACCACCUCCUUUCGAAAUCUAAGGCUCCCAUACAGUUACCGUUUUCGUACAACCAGUGUUACAUUUUGUUUGCAUUACUAUAGCGCGUAAUUACCACUAUAAACAUUCUGAUACAUAUUAAGGAACGGUCCGCAUGUAUAUACCAAGGUAGAAAGCAAGUACCUAGUUAAUUCAUUAUUUAUUAUACAAAUCAAAACACGUUUUAUAAGAUAUCUUUACGUAAAGGUAAACCAGUAUUUCUCUUUGCCUUAGAGUUAUCUGUUAAACAUCAAGUUGUUUGGUACAAGGAAAGGAUACCCUAGUUAUUUAAAGGCACACCCAGCUUCAAUACAGUCUAGUUUUAGGUGAAGUCGCCUUUCCUUCCACUAAUCAACUAUUAUGCAUUUGUAUAAUGUUUUUAUUAUCCAAGAACUGUUCACUGUUCGUUUUAUAUAUAAAACUGAACAAAACUAUUUUUUUUAUUUUAUAAUAAAACAAAAUUCCAUAAAACUUGUCUAUUUGAU
Acanthoscelides obtectus is the source of this 1467-nucleotide messenger RNA. NCBI's taxonomy places the organism in Eukaryota, Metazoa, Arthropoda, Insecta, Coleoptera, Chrysomelidae. The record is from the annotation of a GenBank genome assembly.